CCAACCGACGGUCUCGCAGUAGAAACUUGAACCUUCACCUCCAACCAUCCCAACAAGACGAACCUACCUCCAGUCCAUAAUUGUAUCGAUUCCCCGCCGGACUCUUCCGCUUUCGCUCGCUGAGGUCCUCCUUUUCCACAAGGAGCAUUUUUUUCAAACUUCUGAUUCCUUUUUCUGCAUUCGAUUUCAAAGCGCCCAGUGCGUGAACAUUAAACAAUAUGGCUGAUUCGCUUACCGAAGAGCAAGUUUCCGAGUUCAAGGAGGCCUUCUCCUUGUUUGACAAGGACGGCGAUGGACAAAUCACCACCAAGGAGCUCGGCACUGUCAUGCGCUCCCUCGGCCAGAACCCUUCCGAGUCGGAGCUGCAGGAUAUGAUCAACGAGGUCGAUGCUGACAACAACGGCACCAUCGACUUUCCCGAGUUCCUCACCAUGAUGGCCAGGAAAAUGAAGGAUACCGACUCGGAGGAGGAGAUCCGGGAAGCUUUCAAGGUCUUUGACCGCGACAACAACGGCUUCAUCUCGGCCGCCGAGCUUCGCCACGUCAUGACGUCUAUCGGCGAGAAGCUCACCGAUGAUGAGGUUGACGAGAUGAUCCGUGAGGCUGACCAAGAUGGUGACGGACGCAUUGACUACAACGAGUUCGUCCAGUUGAUGAUGCAGAAGUAAAGGGAUUGGAGAGCGGCUCUUGUUUGAUCACGCAUUCAGAUAUUGGUUGUUUCUUAGCUUUCUUUCCGAGUUUGGCUUCCUCGAAACGAGUGAAUCGAGCAGCAAUAUGUGGGAAAGCCUUUUUUAAAACCAUUUGAAUUUCUGCUAUACGAUGAUAUCCGGCCGGCUCCAUAAACGAAAGGAAUGAAAAAACGCGGGUUAUGACAAGACAGACCAUUGUACCAGCAGCUGUGCUUUCUCUGUUUCCGUUUCUCUUUCCCUAUUACCGCUAGGUGUUUCUCAUCCGCUGAACUCAGACUUCCAUGAAGCCAUUUUGAUGCGUCUAGAACACCAAGACAUGGAUGACAUCAGGAUGCUGCCAUUGAUAUCAGGAAGUUGUUGGUUUACCUACCACGUACGCGACCCAUGCCUGUCUAUAAAUAAGCAGGCGGUUCUUUGAUGCCUUUAUCCUUGGGG
Messenger RNA from Pyricularia oryzae 70-15, 1124 nucleotides. RefSeq lists its product as uncharacterized. Gene Ontology annotation, cellular component: central plaque of spindle pole body. Bases 219 to 668 code for a protein of 149 amino acids. The record is from RefSeq and is a predicted model, not a curated record. The transcript is spliced from 6 exons. NCBI's taxonomy places the organism in Eukaryota, Fungi, Ascomycota, Sordariomycetes, Magnaporthales, Pyriculariaceae. Gene Ontology annotation, molecular function: enzyme regulator activity; calcium ion binding. Gene Ontology annotation, biological process: spindle pole body organization.